CCCACUCCGGAAGUCAAAAUGAAAACAGAGGCAGAAGGGGGAAAAUAACGUGAGAAUCCGUCUGAGCACAGCCUACUUCGUAUUUAUAGCGGAAAUAAAUGAGCUCGGGAUUAAAGUCGAAGGUGACCCACUUCUGUAUGUAGACUAAAAUUCAGUGACACUUUUUUGUUUUGUCUCCCAGUUUGAGAAAAGAAUGUCCAUCCAUUUAUGGGAAUAAUCGGGAAUCUGGCUGGUAAAUUCUCUGUUAUCCGUCCCAGUUUAUUACUAAGUAACCAAUACAAGACAGUCAUGUCCAGACGUCUUCAUGCAAACAGAACUGUUGGUGUUGAUAAAAAUGUUUGGGUUGAAUUCACCCAGCUGGCUGCAGACUACAAAGCAGUGAACCUGGGUCAGGGCUUUCCCGACUUCUCUCCUCCACAGUUUGUUCAGGAUGCUUUCUGUAAAGCUGUGAGCGGAGGACCCUCAAUGCACCAGUACACUAGAGCUUUUGGUCAUCCUCGUCUCGUAAAAAGUCUCGCCAAAUUCUUCAGCAGGAUUGUGGGGCAUGAGAUCGAUCCGCUCGAAGACAUUUUGGUGACGGUUGGAGCUUAUCAGGCGCUCUUCUGUGCAUUUCAGGCUCUAAUUGAUGAUGGAGAUGAGGUCAUAAUUGUCGAGCCGUUCUUCGACUGCUACCAGCCGAUGGUGCUGAUGGCUGGAGGGAACGCAGUGUAUGUGCCUCUGAGACCAAAAGAGGGCAGCGCCGUCCUGUCGAGUAGAGACUGGGUUCUUUCCCCCGAGGAACUGUCCAGUAAAAUCACUCCUCGCACAAAAGCCAUUGUUAUCAACACUCCCAACAAUCCUUUAGGCAAGGUGUACCAGAUGGAGGAACUCCAAAUGAUCGCAGAUCUGUGUCUCAAACAUGAUCUGCUGUGCUUCAGUGAUGAGGUGUACGAGUGGCUCACCUACGAUGGAGCCAAACACGUGAAGAUCGCCAGCCUUCCUGGGAUGUGGGAACGGACCAUAACUGUCGGCAGCGCCGGGAAAACCUUCAGUGCUACUGGCUGGAAGGUUGGCUGGGCCAUCAGUUCUGGACACAUCAUCAAACACAUGAAAAUUGUCCAUCAGAACUCAGUUUAUCACUGUGCAACAGCAGCUCAGGAGGCCGUAGCGUCUGGCUUUGAGAGGGAGUACGAGCUGUUCGGGACUCCGGAGAGCUACUUCCAGCAGCUGCCUGUCAUGCUGCAUCACAAGAGACAGAAGCUGGCCUCGUGCCUGCAGAGAGUCGGCCUGCAGCCCGUCAUGCCUGAGGGAGGAUAUUUUAUGAUCACAGACAUCUCCUCCAUCAAAGUGGACCUCAAUGAUGAGAGUACCAAGGAUGAAUCGUAUGACUUUAGAUUUGUCAAAUGGCUAAUUAAAGAAAAGGGUUUAGCGACAAUCCCUGUCUCUGCUUUCUUUAGUCCAGAGCACAGCAAGGAGUUUGACAAAUACAUUCGCUUCUGUUUCGUUAAGGAGGACUCGACCUUGGACGCAGCGGAGGACAUUUUGAGAAAGUGGAGUCAGAAGAAGUAGAACAAGCUGCUUAUUAUUAUUGUUUGACCCAUCUACUCAGACUAACAUCUUCAACCUCCUCAGGAAAAAUCUUUAUGAAUAUUCAGUGUUUUUGUGUUUGUUCGCAGAAUUAGAAUAUCAAAUUAUACACCUGUAGAAAAUAUCUUGAAUGCAGAAAUAUUUGUCUGACCUCCAAGCAUGCAAAAAUUGUAUUAAAGCUUUUAAGAAAUCAUUCGUUUGAGCAGGUUGUUACACUUCCUUUUAAAUGCUGUUGAACAAAACAUUUUAUGUCCAAUCAGACCCCCUCAGAAAAAGAACAUAUGAAGAAAGACAGAAUUGAAUGAAAAUACAAUGAACUGGUUAACAGAAACCCCUCUAUUCAUUAAUAUUUCUCUGCGCGGUUCACCAUUUAGUUAUAGACCAAUAACUAGUUAUAAUUCUAGUAUUAAAGCCUUGUUACAGACUAGCAAA
Molecule: messenger RNA, 1998 nt
Organism: Austrofundulus limnaeus
Lineage: Eukaryota; Metazoa; Chordata; Actinopteri; Cyprinodontiformes; Rivulidae
Gene: kyat1
Product: kynurenine aminotransferase 1
Exons: 13
Coding region: 208-1548 (446 amino acids)
Biological process (GO): biosynthetic process
Cellular component (GO): cytoplasm; mitochondrion
Molecular function (GO): L-kynurenine:2-oxoglutarate transaminase activity; pyridoxal phosphate binding
Source: RefSeq, a predicted model, not a curated record